This is a messenger RNA of Rhizoctonia solani, 3462 nucleotides long. RefSeq names its product Cilia-and flagella-associated protein 46. Bases 1 to 3462 code for a protein of 1153 amino acids. The transcript is spliced from 13 exons. The record is from RefSeq and is a predicted model, not a curated record. NCBI's taxonomy places the organism in Eukaryota, Fungi, Basidiomycota, Agaricomycetes, Cantharellales, Ceratobasidiaceae.
AUGUCUCGAUUUAAGCCUACACGAACGUCUUCACCCCUAAUCCGCCCUCGCUCUGGAUCCAUUCCAGCCUCCACCCCUGCAGCUAAACAACAGAUCCGGGCACCCCCACAGGACAUAUCCGCAUCCUCCACCAGAUCACUCCAACAAAUCACACCGGAAGAUGUUCAAGUUAUUGACGCAAUCAUUGAACGUGCCCCUGCAACAGCCAAGGCUUUUGUUAACGUCUACAAGGCCUAUAAUGCGGUUCUACAGGAGCGAGGCCUUGAUCCCAGCGCGGAUGUUACAUACUACGAAUUUCUGCUCAAAAUUGGGCUGCUAAAGGGAGCUGAGUGGGGUGACAAAUGGGCCUCGGCCAAAGCUCAGCUUAAUCUUGGUUCAGACAGUUUAAUGUUGGACCAAGAUGCGACCUUGCCCCCACCAUCCCCUCCUGCUCCUCCUCUCGCAGCCCUGCCAAGUUCUCUUAGACAAACACCCGCCCCUUCCACCCGCCUUGAUCGCACUCCUCGUUACAGAGCUCGUUUUGCCGAUGAGGCAACUCCUGCGCCAGCCCCUAACAGAGCACCGACUGCAACACCCAGCGUUGAAACCCCUUCGGAAACACCUAGCGUCAGCCUCCAGCGCUUACUCCGGAAACUUACUGCCGUCGAUAAUUCUAGUACGACAGGGAGGACUGAGACAUCCAGCGUUGCAACGCCUUCCUCCCGAGUUUCAAACCUCGCAGCAGCGAGGAUCGCUCGCGCUCCCCUGGAAGAUCAAACUACACCAAAACCUAUCAUCCGGCAACCUGUCCGUGUGGCCGGUUCAUCAGAUGAUAGUACUCCUACCCGCCCCAUUCCGAGUUACCGAAGUCGGUUCACUACCCCGGUUACACCUGCGCCACCUUUGGGAAAGGUUCCCCCGGCGAUCAGCAGGAUUAAGCGUGAACAAUCGGUUGAACCCGUGCGAGCUGCAGAAGAGCGUACUCCACGGCGUAGAGGGAGUGAACCAGAUACAUGGCGUAUUAUUAAAAUGGAAAAAGAUGCGGACCACUUUCGAAACGAUAGGUUGUUAGAAAAGUUCUUUGCUCUAUGGAGACAAAAUGCCCAAUGGAUACGAGAUACUAGCAACCAGAUUAGUGAGGCACGUCGGAAGUUGGCACUUCGAGAGAACUUUACAAUAUGGCUUGAUAAGGCUCGAGUUCGUGCGGAUAUGACACGACGAGCCGCUCGAGUGGACGCUUAUUUCACCCAGCGUCGUGUCUUAUUGUACUGGCGCCAGGUCUCAGAAAAGCAUCGCCGGCAGCAGUGGCAAUCCGCUAUGAAGAAACGGCUCCGAACUGUAAAGUCUGCUGUUGAUCAGAGAAUAUUACGCCAAGCUUGGCAGCGAUGGCGCCAAACCCGUGAAUCACAUAUGCCCUUGAGCAAGCGGAUGGAUUCCACGAUGCGAAAAUCCUACACAAGUGUAUUGGCACUGGAGUUCCGUGCUGCAAGAAACAGAGCUAUUGUACAAGGUGUAUUCGAGACUUGGAAGAACCGAGCUGAGCUUCGCGUUAUGGAAAGGAUGUUUGUCGACAAGCGAGACCAUCGUAUCAAAGGAGCUAUGCUAGUGAAAUGGAAAUCCAGAGCACAACUCCACAAGACUGCCCGCAAAUUUCACAACAAAAGUUUACUACGGCAUGUCUUUGUUACCUGGAAAAACAAGACCAAGCGAGUUUCGCUCAUUGAACGGCGCGCCAACAAUUACCUCCAACGCCAAGAUAAUAUCUUGCUACGAGCGGUGACCCGUGUAUGGGCUGCCAAAGCCAGAGGCGAGCAAUUGGCCCGGAUUAACCGUGCUCAACUUGUAAGGGAUGCGCUUGGGGUUUGGCGCAACCGCUUGACCGGGGUACAAUCAUUGGAAGGCAAAGCAGUACUCGCUAUACAGAAUGCUCAAAAGGAACUUCUUGGCCGAGCCUUUUAUGUUAUGCGAGACCAGGUCCGAUCCCACAAAGAGAGUGAACUUCUGGCCACUCGGCACUAUCAGAAACAACUCCUUUCUAGCGCUUUCAAGGAAUGGAGAGAAUCAACGACUUUGCUUCGCAAACAAGCCCGACAAGCUCGGAUUGCUCGUAGGUUUUUCGCAGAGCGUGCGGCGUUUGGGACUUGGAAAGUGGCGCUCACUCAAAAGCGACUCUCUAAGUUGGAAGACCAAUUGAAGAGGGAAAGAUUAAGAGGAGUGUUCCAGGUGACUUGGUCUGCAGUAUGGAGAGACCAGGUCAAGCGCCAAAUGACGUUGAGGCGUGUGGGCGACGUUGUACAAAGAACAGUUGAACAGCGGGUGAAAUACGGGGCCCUUAAGAAAUGGAUUGGCUCUGUGGUCGAAAACAAGCUACAAUUGUUGCAAGCAAUGGAUGAACGGAACACCAGACUUCAAAGGCUGGCCUUUGAAAAGUGGAGAGUCUCCUUGCAGAGGCACCAAGAGGAUAUGAGCCUGCUACGCAGUUUCCAAGACGUUCAAAGAGAAGACAUGCUUCGCCGAGCCUUUCAGCGAUGGCUUGCCGUCACGCGGCACCAACGCUUGCGGAGACAACGUCUCGAACAGAAAGAACAGCAGCUACGGUUUGAGGCACUGGGACGCGCCUGGGACAUAUGGCGGGAUAAAUUCAAGGAGGAAACCCUCAGAGGGACUGAAAGUGCUGUUCGGCUUCAGGCGCAGCGCAGCCUGGUGUUCAGCGCAUUCAGGUUAUGGGAAAGCAAAUCCAGGGCUCUGCCAGCUCUUCGCUUCUAUUCAGAAAGCGUUCGUCGUAGAGCAUUUGAGAAAUGGAAAGCCUCCCUUCCAUCGGCGAAAUUGGCCCGAGUGGCGAGAGAGUUCGAUAGAGAGCAUGUUCUUCGUAAGAUGUUGGUGCACUGGAAGGAGCGAUAUCAGACUAGGAUUGGUCUCAAGGCUGUAGCUCGUGCACGCUACUUGCGCCUACCUCCUGCAACCGCCGCGCCACGGCCAAGUGUCCUGGGGUCGGCGGCCGCGUCUCGCGCUGGACCUUCAUCUCGACCUGGGCUACCAUCAUCAUCGUCUACGCCAGCUCCAUUGGUUUUCCCCCGCCCGUCUGCCAUCAGUCUCCUCGCACGAAAGGCUACUUCGGAGCGUGCUGCCUCGUCUGUACCACCAGAGACCCGAGCCCCUUCUCCUUCACCAGCAGCUCGUGCUCGAUCGAGCAGCCCUGUUAAACCCAUUGCAGCACCCAAGCCCAUUCCUGUAGCUGUAUCGACACCUGCGCAGUCAGCUCGAUCGAGCUUGCUGUCCGGUUUCCGCGUUACGCCGCGUCCGACCCGGGCUGGAACCGCUCCAAAUGCCCUGCUGCCUACCUCUAUAAGUGGUGGAGAGGUUGACUCUGAUUCAGACUCUGAAGACGCUGAUGUUCCUCGCCCUCUCAAACCUUUGGCUAGCUCGCCAGUCAUUGAGGCGCCUGUAAGCCGCCUGGUUGGCAGAAGGAGGUUCGCACGAUAG